AAUUAUUACCAUUAUUUUUAGUUCAAACUUCAAGCUUCAAAUCUUGGUACCUUUUUGGUCUACACUCUCAUUACACUCACUCCUCCACUCACUACAAAAAAUCAUCACUUCAACUUCAACAUUCUCUCUCUUUGAAUGCUGCUACUGAAACUAUGAAAAUCACCAUUCUAGCUUCUUCAUUCUUUGUGAUCUUUGCAACAUUUUUCAACCCUUCUUCUCUUGCUCUCACUCAAGAUGGUCAAACAUUGUUGGAGAUUAAAAGUACUUGGAAUGAUACUAAGAAUGUUCUUAGCAACUGGCAAGAUUUUGAUGAGUCUCCUUGUGCUUGGACUGGAAUCUCAUGUCAUCCUGAUGAUGAACAAAGAGUUCGUUCAAUAAACUUACCGUAUAUGCAGCUUGAAGGGAUCAUAUCUCCCAGUAUUGGUAAACUUAGUAGAUUGCAGAGAUUAGCACUUCAUCAGAAUGGUUUACAUGGAAUCAUUCCUACUGAAAUUACCAAUUGUACUGAGCUUAGAGCCUUGUACUUGAGGGCUAAUUAUUUCCAAGGAGGCUUACCAUCAGGCAUUGGAAAUCUUUCAUUUUUGAAUAUAAUGGAUGUUUCAAGCAAUUCAUUGAAAGGAGCUAUACCUUCCUCGAUCGGCCGUCUCUCACAUUUGCAAGUUUUGAACCUGUCCACCAAUUUCUUUUCUGGUGAAAUCCCCGACAUUGGAGUACUAAGCACGUUCCAGAAGAACUCGUUUAUUGGAAAUUUAGAUCUUUGCGGAAGGCAAAUCCAAAAGCCAUGUCGAACAUCACUUGGUUUCCCUGUCGUGAUACCACAUGAUGCUGUAAGCGAUGAAGCUUCAGUCCCUACGAAAAGAUCUUCUUCACAUUACUUAAAGGCUGUGCUAAUCGGGGCAGUGGCAACCUUGGGCCUUGCACUUAUCAUAGCCCUUUCAUUACUUUGGAUUCGUUCAUCGUCGAAGAAGGAAAGAGCUGUUAGGAAAUACACAGAAGUCAAGAAGCAAGUUGAUCCAACAGCAAGUGCUAAACUAAUUACGUUCCAUGGUGAUAUGCCAUACACAUCAUCUGAAAUUAUAGAAAAGCUGGAGUCUCUCGACGAAGAGGAUAUAGUAGGGUCAGGAGGAUUUGGUACUGUUUACCGAAUGGUGAUGAAUGACUGUGGCACAUUUGCUGUUAAGAGAAUUGACCGAAGCCGUGAAGGGUCUGAUCAAGUGUUUGAAAGGGAACUCGAGAUCUUAGGGAGCAUCAAACACAUAAAUUUAGUAAACCUUCGCGGUUACUGCAGACUCCCUUCUUCAAGGCUCCUUAUCUAUGAUUAUCUGGCCUUAGGCAGCUUAGAUGAUCUCUUGCAUGAAAAUGUUGAACGACAACCCUUGAACUGGAAUGAUCGUCUAAAGAUAACCCUUGGUUCUGCUCGGGGUUUGGCAUACUUGCACCAUGAAUGCUCCCCAAAAAUUGUGCACCGUGACAUAAAAUCUAGCAACAUCCUUCUUAAUGAAAACAUGGAGCCUCACAUCUCUGAUUUCGGUCUUGCAAAGCUCUUAGUCGAUGAAGAUGCGCAUGUUACCACAGUGGUUGCUGGCACAUUUGGCUACUUGGCACCAGAGUAUCUUCAAAGUGGGAGAGCAACUGAGAAGUCAGAUGUAUAUAGCUUCGGAGUUCUAUUACUCGAACUUGUAACCGGAAAGAGGCCUACGGAUCCUUCCUUUGUAAAGAGAGGCUUAAAUGUUGUUGGUUGGAUGAAUACGUUAUUGAAAGAAAACAGAUUGGAAGACGUGGUAGACAGAAGAUGCACUGAUGCAGAUGCUGAGACUCUUGAAGUAAUUUUGGAGCUAGCAGCAAGAUGCACCGAUUCAAAUGCUGAUGACCGUCCUUCGAUGAACCAAGUAUUGCAGUUGCUGGAGCAAGAGGUUAUGACCCCUUGUCCAAGCGAGUUUUACGAGUCUCAUUCGGAUCACUGAUAACGUUGAUUUAUCAAGAGCUUUUUUCCUGGUGUUUCUUCCCCCUAAUCAUGGUUUGUAGAAAAGUUUUGUGCCAAAUGUAUAACAAGUAUCAACCAUUUGUGAAUAGAUUUGUCAUUUUUCUCGUUGUCACCUUCUGCUGAUGCUUGUGGUGCCAAAAGAAGGGACAAAGGGGACUUGACUGUAGUUUUUGUAUUUGGAAUGUUAUCCAUUCUUGGCAUCUUGCUAUAGGAAGGAAAUGUCAUCAUUUUCUGAUUCACAUUUCAUUAUGUUUUUUCUGUCUCUAGUUUAUUUUUAUUGGUUACAACACCAGAAACAAUUUUUGUGAAGCAUUAUGAUCAAAAUACUGAUUGUGAAGAA
Vicia villosa (hairy vetch) is the source of this 2324-nucleotide messenger RNA. RefSeq names its product LRR receptor-like serine/threonine-protein kinase FEI 1. NCBI's taxonomy places the organism in Eukaryota, Viridiplantae, Streptophyta, Magnoliopsida, Fabales, Fabaceae. The record is from RefSeq and is a predicted model, not a curated record. The transcript has 12 exons. Gene Ontology annotation, molecular function: ATP binding; protein kinase activity; receptor serine/threonine kinase binding. Gene Ontology annotation, biological process: protein phosphorylation. The coding region runs from base 153 to 1964 and encodes 603 amino acids.